UCGAGGAUAAGCCAAUAUUAGUUCCAUGCAAUUAAACCGAUGGAGCACGUCAACGCACCAGCUGGUGGAGGCAACAACCAUAUCGCCAUAACCCUACCGCUUGUGGCGGCCUUCUUCCUCGUCGCCGCCGGCUCCCCCCAUUCAAUGGCCGCAACUGUUCCGGCCCACAAGUCCUCCUCCGAUCUCAAGCUGCCAAUCGUAGCUGCCCGCACAGCUGUGAAAGAUAAUGAAGAAGCAUGUUGCGACGAGUGUGGAAUCUGCAUGAAAACAUGGCCACCGAUAUGCAACUGCAGGGACGUGCACAAGGAAUGUCCGUCUUGGUGCUUAUUAUGCGAGGAUGUUGAAGGCGGCAAGGUGUGCGCAGACUUCAGGGUCAACUACUGUAAGAAUGGCUGCAAUACAAGGAAAGAUCGGUGCUGCAAUAAGUGUGGAGUUUGCGCACUAACCGUGCCUCCGAUUUGCAAUUGCAUGGAUGUGGUUGAAGAGUGCCCGUCUUGGUGCGACAGAUGCCAGGAUGUUGACGGGUAUGGCAGAGUGUGUGCGGACUUUAAGCCCAAUUAUUGUGAGAAAUCAUGCGGUACUUAAUUGAGAUCCUUUUAGGUAUGGAAGGACUUAUGAUCGAUCUGUG
Messenger RNA from Phalaenopsis equestris, 628 nucleotides. Its product is annotated as Bowman-Birk type proteinase inhibitor-like. The record is from RefSeq and is a predicted model, not a curated record. Gene Ontology annotation, molecular function: serine-type endopeptidase inhibitor activity. The coding region runs from base 40 to 585 and encodes 181 amino acids. Gene Ontology annotation, cellular component: extracellular region. Lineage: Eukaryota; Viridiplantae; Streptophyta; Magnoliopsida; Asparagales; Orchidaceae. The transcript has 2 exons.